This is a messenger RNA of Xenopus laevis (African clawed frog), 6284 nucleotides long. RefSeq lists its product as uncharacterized. The record is from RefSeq and is a predicted model, not a curated record. The coding region runs from base 103 to 3369 and encodes 1088 amino acids. Lineage: Eukaryota; Metazoa; Chordata; Amphibia; Anura; Pipidae. The transcript has 2 exons.
CUAUCUGUAUAACAGAGCAUUCUGUCCCAGUGGCUGCACAGAUCCUCUCUGAUCCCCAGUGAAAGCAGUCGUGCAUCAGAGAGCUCUCAGAGAACCAGAGGAAUGGAGAGUGUCAGCCCAGGCCAUGCAAGGCCUGGGCGGGCAAACCCCCAGCGUGAGGCCCAGGCCUUGGGGCCUACACUGGAAGGUGUGAGAUCCACCAGGAAGGUGCAGACAAGGAGUAAAGCAGCAGGGAGUGAAAGGAAAGGAGCAGCAAGAAGGUCGAGAUCGGUUUCCUUGGGAAGGAUUUCUUCCACAGACAUGGAGGAUUUGGGAAAGGCAGCUGCCAGUGCUGUGAAAACGCCUGACAGGGAAGUAAAGUGUGUGAUGAGUGAGAGGGAGGGAAGGAAGGAGAUUGUUGGUAAAGAAAGACAAAUGGAAAGUAAAGCAGAAAUUGUAUCUGUGACAAACAUGGAGGGUUGUGUGCAAAAUGUCAGUUCUGAUAUUUGUGUCUUAAAACAUAAAAUGGAAACCAGUCAGCAUUUUAUUUCUCCUGAUCUCUUUGCCUCUAUGAAAUCUGUGUCAGGGGAAGACUGUGAGUUUGCGGGUGGAGAGGCAGCACAGAGCAAACCCAGCAAACAAUCAGGGGCUGAAUAUGCAGCAGCUGCUUUGCACCAUGCGGCCGACAUGCAGUCUCCAGUGGCUGAUUGUGGGGGAGGAAUGGCUGCUUCUAAAACUUCCCCUGAGAGGCAUCAAGCACCCCAUGCUCUGGUAACAAAAACUGCCUCAUGUGCGGGGGUGCGGGUGGUGUCUGGAGCUGGUGUGGAGUCAGGGGAGGCAGUAGGAACAAACUCCAGCAGCCAUAUUGCUACUCCCUCUGUAGAGAUGUAUAAGAGUCUCACAGGGAACAGCCAUCUUGGUACUCCCACAUCAGAGGGAAACAAUUGUUCUGAUAUAAAUGAACAACCCCAAGCAGAAAGCCUCUUAAAGGGACAGUAUGCUGGUUCAAGUCACAACCAGGAUCAAACACCUACCACUGAUGAACUGGUUGAAUUAAUAAAACUGGCAAAUGAGCAGGAGCUGCAGCGAAAAAAAUUUAAAGUUGAGUUGCAAAAAGCAUUUUAUAACUAUUCCACUGCUGAUGUGGAGAAGCAAGACUUUUAUUUAGCAAAAGUCAACAAAAUAAAUGAAGAGUUCAGAACCUUGGAAAAACAGAUUUUGCAGAAUUAUAAAAAAAUUGGUCCCCUUUCUGAAGUCUAUACAAACAGGAGAAGGUUUGAGGACUCUCGGCAAGCUCUUAAACAGCCGGCUAAAUACAGGUCCAUGAGGCAAAUUGCAUCUGCUUCAUCUACUUCUGAUAGUGACAAGGAGACUAGAAGGAUUGGCCAACUGAAACCAAAGAAAUCAGUUGUUGCUCAGAUACAUGCACCCAAUUUUAUCUUCAGCUUGGAUGAGGCAAAUAAUAUAGAAGAUAAAAUGGGAAAGAGAAGCCAAUCUGCUCAUAAGGAAGAGGAAAGCUUUGUUUUCUCGGAACAGGAUUUUCCCUCCCUUCCCUCUACUUCCCAGAAUGACUGUGCCCAUCAGCCCUCAGCAUCCAAGGAGACCUUCACUCAACCAUCAGCCAAUAAUACAGAGACUUCUGCAGUUGUGCAGAGUGCCCCAAUGUCCUUGGCACUGGGGCAUGGGAAGCUGAGUGAGCAGGAAUUGACGGCAGCUGCUGGUGUGGGAGAGUCUGGGAAGGAUGGAGUGGAUGGAGUGGAGGCUGGAGCAGACUGUGUGAAUGCAAGUGAUGUUAUGGAGUGUGGAGGUGGAGACAUCAGUGAAAGUGUUGCAAGGCAGUGUGUGGAAUCUGUGCUGAGUGAUGUUAAUAAAGUAAACAAAGAUGCUAAUUCAUUGGCCGAUGUGAUACAACCUGUUCCUUGUACCACCCCUUUAAGUACUGCCGCUUUAAUUUCUAUUUCAUCUUCUUCUGCUGUACUCACCACUUCUUCUAUAGCCUCAACCUUUUCCCCAGCCCUUACAGUUUCUCCAAUAACAACUUCCCCUUUAACUACUCCAGCUGUUUCUCAGAAUCCUCUGCCUACAGUGCCCUCCGCACAGCCAAGUUCUGUCUCUGCACCUGUUUCUUCCUCUGUAAGGAGACCAAAUGGUCAGCAGUCAAUUCCUUCAGAAAGUGCAGGCAGCAGAAAUGUGCCCCCACCACCUCCACCAAACGCUUGGAAUAGGCCACUGAAUAGGGUGAGGGUGCCUGGGGUGCAAAACAAUAUCACUGGGCCGGUUUUCAAGCAAAAGAAUGUGAUUAGACUCAGGUGGCAGGGUGAUAAGGAACAAAUGCCUUCUAGAGAUGUGAUAGCCAAGGAGAUGCUGCUUAAGCAAAGUACUUUAACACCUGUAGGCGUCAGGGCUUAUAUAAAGUUUUCUGACACCGAAUAUGACAUUGUGUUCAAAACAUCACAAGCCCUGGAAUUUUUUUGGCAGGAUUAUGACAGCUUUAAACAUUCAGGCCUGUGGGAAAGCUUUAGAGUCAUCUCAAUCACUAAACCUGAGACAAAGAAAGUCACCAUUUUGUUUAAGAAUGAUUGUGUCCCACCUGAGGAUAUUCUAAUAUGGCUUAGACGUCAUUGUAAGGUGCUUACCCCUUUGAAGAAAGACAUUGAUAAUAAUGGAUAUUGGUCAGGUGGGUGGUGUACUAAUGUGGAAUUGUACAUGAGGUAUAAUGUGCCGCAGCAUCUUCCAAACUCUGUCUUCAUUGGUAGUGAGCGAGGGGUGGUUUUUUAUCCGGGUCAGCCAAGGGCCUGUUUCAAAUGUAGUUCUUACCGACAUCGGGCAAGUGCCUGUGCAGUGGUCAAGUGUUCACUAUGUGGUGAUGUAGGACACACCGGGAAAGAUUGCAAUGAUGUGAAAUGUAACUUGUGUGGAAGCUAUGGCCACUCACAUAGGGCUUGUCCAGAGGCUCUUCAUAACAUAAUGGAGAGUUGCCCUCAGUUAGAGGAAGAGAUGGCAAAGGAUUUGUUGGAAGAGAUAAGGGAUGAGAUGGAUUAUUUCCAGUCUGAUUCACAACCAUCGGUCAUUCCCCCUUCUCAGCCUCAUGAUACGGUAAAAGAUCAGUCAGCUGUGGCAAGAGAUGCAGGAGAUUCUGUUCCCCUUACUGUUUCCUCUUUGUCUCAGGGAGCAAAAAAUGAGUUGCCAGUUUCUAUAACAGAGGCCCCCAUCAUUCAGCCUUUGGGAAUACAGCCUCUUCCCCAGAGGCAGAAACCUCUUGCACAGUCUGGAAAGGGAAAUUGUGAACCAGCAGAUAAGGCAAUUCCACCAGUAAGACUAAGUUUAUUUCAACAAAUGUUGCAAGCAUUAAAGUGGCCAGUACAAGAUAUCAAGCCUUUGAAGCCUUAAGCCACACCUCAGCUGACAUCAUCUUCUUGCAAGAGACCAGACUGACCACCACUGCAGAUAUCAAGAAAGCAUCAAAAGAUUGGCUUUGGGGUCCAGCUUUUUUUUCAAUUGCUGCAGAACCUGGGGGUGGUGUUGGUAUUUUGUUUAAAGGCUUUUCUGGAAUAUUUGUGCACCGCCUUAUAGAGGUGGAAGUAGGCAGGUGUCUUCUAUUAGACGUCUCUGUUGCAGGACGCAGACUGAGACUUAUUAAUGUUUAUGGGCCUCAGUCUGGGCAUGGGAGAAAAAACCUUUUGAGGGAAAUUCAGCCAUAUCUCCAUACCUCCACUUCAGUCAUCAUGGCUGGUGACUUCAACCAGGUCCUUAGAGCAGAAGAUAGAUCAAGGCUUUCCUUUGACAAAUAUGAAAGUAAUUUUCUUAAAAACAUACUUGAGCAAGCAGACUUGGUUGAUGUCUUUACCCAUGGUGGCCGGAUGUCAAAGCAUACUUACCAUUGUGCAGGUCGAAGCAGCAGGAUUGACAUGGCUUUUGUUCGAAAGGAGGAGAUCUUUACUCAGACUGAGGAAAUCUUGGUUGAUUACUCUGACCACCUUGCCUUAUCUUUUUUGCUGGGUGUCUCCUCAGUUCCAACCAAAGGUAGGGGGUUAUGGAGAUUGAGUUCAGAUACCCUGGAGAGCGAGUCAGUGCAGCACUCCUUUGAGGCACUCCUUCAGUGUGAGUUAACAAAGAUUGUGUUUUUCGACUCAAUGUCGCAGUGGUGGGAGGAGGCCAAGAAGUCAUUCCGCACCUUCUUCCGCAGACUAUCUGUUAUAAGGGAGGGAAACAAGUAUAAAAAGUACCUUGCCCUACGAAGAAAGCUUGAAUCCUUAAUUUCGGACAGGGUGGUUGGGGAGAAAGUUUCCAGACUAAAGCUUCAGAUCAAACGGCAUCAGUAUAGUCGUUACAGGUCCUUGGUUCUGGAGAGGGAUUAUGGGGGAUUUCAUUGCCCGGAUCCCUUUCGGAAUUGCAGGGAAGCUGUGACGAGGAAGUUGAUUGUUGGUUUGAAGGACUCUCGGGGUAUAGUUCAGAAAUCUAAGGGUGGGAUCCUGCGAGUUGUUCAAACCUACUAUGCUAGUUUGUUCGGAAGUAAGGUUUUGGAUAGGGGAAGGAUGAAAGCUUUUCUGGAGGGAACCCCAGGUCCAGACCUGAAAAAUUUGGACUUUUCACCCUUGAUUGAGGACAUCACAGAGGAAGAGGUCAAAAAGGCAAUUGAGCAGCUAAAAUUAAAGAAAGCCCCAGGUCCAGAUGGCCUAACAGCUGAAUUCUAUAGAACUUUUAAGAACCUUUUGACCCCGAUUCUUGUGGAGGUCUUUAAAGACUGCCUGGGAAGAGGCAUUUUGCCUCCCUCCAUGAGAAUCUCCUCUUUGGUGUUAUUAUCCAAGGGCAAGGAUCCUACAGAUGUCAAGAACUGGAGGCCAAUUGCCCUCUUGAACACCGAUAGGAAGCUUUUGGCAAAGGUUUUUUUUUUCUAGGCUUGUUUUAUUUUCAGGCACCUUAUUGUCCCGUGAGCAGUUCUGCACGGUGAAAGGGCGGAACAUCUUUGGGGCAGUCUUGUCUGUACGAGAAGUGCUCGAAACAUGUAAAGCCCAAAAUAAGGGGAAGUAUGUGGUAGGUCUUGACCAAGCUAAGGCUUUUGAUAGGGUGGAUCAUGAUUAUCUGUGGGCGACCUUGCGUAAGUAUGGCAUCCCGGACCAAUUUGUUGAUUGGCUUUCUGUUUUGUAUAAGGAGGGGGAAAGCUUCCCACUUGUCAAUGGGUGGUGUGGUGAAACCUUCGGGGUUGAGGCUGGGGUACGCCAGGGUUGCCCUCUUAGUCCACUGCUAUAUGUCUUUGCGAUUGACCCAUUUCUUCGUGGAGUUCAGGCUUUGGAUUUGGAGGGCUUCCAGGUCCCCUGUUACCUGCCCCUGAAGUCGGUAGCCUACGCGGACGAUGUCUCGGUUGUCAUCUCCCGUCCUGAAGAAGUUGGGAUGUUGGCCGGGGUUAUCGAAAGUUACUCAGAGGCCUCAGGCUCUCUGGUCAACGCUGAUAAGUCGGAAGCUUUCUGGACCUUGGAUGGUGAGCCGGAUUUUCCGCUCCCUGAUUUCCAGCAUGCCUCCGGUGAAAUAAAGAUUCUAGGGGUCAAAUUCGGGAGGGGUGAUAAUGCCAGGUUAAAUUGGGAGUCAAAACUGGAUGCUGUCGACUUAAGGAUACAGCGAUGGAAAAACUGGAAGCUGUCCUAUAGAGAAAGAGUGAAGCUCAUCAAAGCUUACCUGGUUCCUAUCCUCCUGUAUGUGUCUUAUGUUUACCCCUUGCCAAAAGCUUUCUAUGUAAGGAUCCACAGCUUGUUCUUUCAGCUCCUUUGGGGGAACAAACUGAAUCAUGUCAAAAGAGGGAUCACUUACCUGCGGACUAAAGAGGGUGGGCUGGGCAUGUUAUGUCCUGUGGCCUUCUUUGGCACAAUUUUCUUGAAAUUUAAUUUUGGGAAUCUGGGCCAAAGAACUGAUGUUCCGUGGGAAAACAGUGUCAGGGCCUGGGCAUCCCCUUUUAUAGGGCAAUGGUUACAAGGCGAUAGGGUGAAGUUGGUGCGGGUGCGACAUGGUCAACUCCCACUGCACUUUGUUGCCGCACUGAAGCUUUUAAGAGUUUGGGACAUUAGGAUAGGCGAACUUGGCACAGCCUCCAGACGUGAUCUUUAUAAGAGGGUGUUGAGUGUCUAUUUUGCUGUUCCAAUGGCCUUAAAGGACUGUGUAGGGGGAACUCUUGUGGAGAGCCUGCGUUACCUAAACAGUAAGAGAUUACCCCCAAAGUUUUUUGAUCUGGCAUGGCUCUCUCUUCAAGGAAGGCUCUUUGUUAGGGGGAAUGUGAAAUACCUGUCUGCAGUAGAUAAAAAUUGUCCCUGGGG